Messenger RNA from Salvia splendens (bonfire salvia), 766 nucleotides. RefSeq lists its product as uncharacterized. Gene Ontology annotation, biological process: mitochondrial respiratory chain complex IV assembly. The transcript has 3 exons. NCBI's taxonomy places the organism in Eukaryota, Viridiplantae, Streptophyta, Magnoliopsida, Lamiales, Lamiaceae. Gene Ontology annotation, cellular component: respiratory chain complex. The record is from RefSeq and is a predicted model, not a curated record. Bases 84 to 380 code for a protein of 98 amino acids.
AAAAAAAAAAACCUUUCAUUAAUUAUAACCAAAAUUAACUUCGAAGAGAACAAGAGAAAAAAAAGGUUGAGAAAAAUCAAGAAAUGGGAGAAGAAAAAGGCAAGAUUGAAGCUUUGAGGGAAUGGGUUGUGGAGCACAAGCUUCGCACUGUAGGGACUUUGUGGGCGAGUGGGAUUGUGGGUUCAAUGGCAUACAAUUGGUCUCAGCCUAAUAUGAAGACAAGCGUUAAGAUCAUUCACGCUAGGUUGCACGCGCAAGCACUUACUCUUGCUGCAUUGUCCGGGGCUGCUAUUGUAGAGUAUUAUGACCACAAGUCAGGAGCAAAAACAGAACGAGUUGCAAAGUUCCUCGACCUGAAACAGAACCAACACAAGAAUUGAAUCAUGACCGUAUGAGUAAGAAACUGUUUGUACUUCUUCAAAUCCAUGAUAAACUCAGAUGCCAUAGUAGAUUAGAUGGUACAUGGUGCAGACGUGCGUAGCUCCAGCAUAUAGCGAAAUUCGCUCGAGUUUUAUGCUUUCAGAUUUGAAUAUUGAGACAAAACGAUGAUUUUUUUGGCCUUCAACUAACUUGGUUGUGGAUGUGUUGCAGUAGUCUUGAGUUGUGGCAACAACUGACUAAGAGUUGUGUUAUGAUAUUUAGAUCAAGUUUUAGUUUGUGUAAAAAAAUCGGAACAAGUUUUAGUUUGUGUAAAAAAUCGCAACUCGAACAAAAUUCGUGAUAUUAAUGACAAUUAGUCUUUUCCUUUUUGAUAAAAACAAACAAA